Messenger RNA from Pochonia chlamydosporia 170, 306 nucleotides. RefSeq lists its product as hypothetical. The record is from RefSeq and is a predicted model, not a curated record. Lineage: Eukaryota; Fungi; Ascomycota; Sordariomycetes; Hypocreales; Clavicipitaceae. Bases 1 to 306 code for a protein of 101 amino acids. The transcript has a single exon.
AUGCACGUGGGUGAGAAGACAGGGUAUCCGUCUUCAAGACGCAACAGAAGGAGUGGAGAGACGCUGGUGAGGCGUAAUGGAUGGAUGGACCAGCUGGGGCUGACGAUGGAGACGGUUCUCUGGACUAUGCAGUCUCGACAAGGAUGGAUGGGAAUAACGAGAAGGGAACGGUGGCAAUGGGGUGGCCGCAAUUGGUUUCCGGAGCAUGAGCGCGUGCUUCUGCGUCUACUAGCGACGGAGCGAGGCGAAAACUCGACUUUGAAGUUAGAGGAAGUGAGCGUGAGUGGUGCGUUCUGGAUCUUUUGA